Messenger RNA from Penicillium samsonianum, 1599 nucleotides. RefSeq lists its product as uncharacterized. The transcript has a single exon. Lineage: Eukaryota; Fungi; Ascomycota; Eurotiomycetes; Eurotiales; Aspergillaceae. Bases 1 to 1599 code for a protein of 532 amino acids. The record is from RefSeq and is a predicted model, not a curated record.
AUGUUCACUGCCAUUAGGAAGAAAUACCACGAGCGCCAGUCCACCCGGGAACUAGAACGGUCGCUCACACGCGGCCGUACUGAGAUUCAAUAUCGGUUUGAUCAGCACAAUCAAGAGCUUGGCCGGCGAUACGAGGACGGUGACUCGAUCGCUCGUGAGCAGAUGAAAGAUAUCAUCAUCACACUGCAGGGGGCGUUGCUGAGACACCUCCGCGAGGCGCAAGAGCAGGGAACCACUCCGGAUCUGAUGGCGUUGCAGAUAGAGUCCGACCAGGGCCGUGUUCGCACUCUUCUCGUUUUGGGAGAUUUGUACCAGCGUCUCUCGAGGCCGUUGCCUGUUCUGCCGUCUUUUUCGAUGUCCAUCGAUCCAAACUACCACAGAGUGAAUUCGUAUGGCCGUGGAUAUUCCCCUAAUGGUCCGGACAGAUACUGGCCAUCCCACACGUCGGAUAUGGGGUACCUCUCGGGUGGAUAUCCCAUCUCACCAGCCAGUUAUUCACAAGGCCAGUUCAUACCCGAGGUCGUCUGCGCCUCACCGACGGAUACACUGGGGCCAUCGAGGGUCGAGGGAGAUGAGGCUGCGAAUCCAAGACCUCGUACACGAUCAUCGGCCUUUGGGUCAGUUGUGGGUAGUAUGGGUGACUUGUUCCAUCCCCGCCCAAGUCGUUGGAGUACACCGUCGUUCCCAUCGUCAGCGCCCGAGCCCAGGUACAUCCCACAAACCGGGGUAUACAACGCAGUGUCGCCGUCGACGUUAGAGCCGAUUCCGCAAUUUGAUAUCAGACCAGCCACGCCGCGCAGACCCAAACUGCGAUCAAGCUCGAUACCCCACGAUGUUUUGUGGGGGAACCCGUGGAAGCAAGAACGCCUCACAGACUCCGACUCCGACGAUGCCAUCAGCCAUUCUGCGACCAAAGAAGAAGAAAACAACCACCUCUCGCCCAUCUCCCCAUCCACACAACCCCGCCAAGAUUCCCUAUCUGCAACCUCAACCGCCUCAACAGACUCAAUCCCGUCAAACCCGUCCACGCGAAGCAGCACAGACCGGCCAACCCAAGCAAUCCGACCCCUCUGGCCACCCAGCAAAACGAACAACUACCUGGGCUUCUGCAAAGGCGCGUGGAAAGUGCACACGGGAUUCCGGGGAUUCAAAAUCUACUCCGAACCCGGGACGGGAUAUUACACGCAACAGUCAUGGCUGCGGUGCACGAAGUGCGCAUUUGAAGCACCUAUGGCCCCCAAGAGUUCCAGCCACAACCCGCAAUUCGAGGGAAGCGUGCGUACGCACAAAGCCAGCGGCAUUCGUUAUCGGUUCGAGUUCUUGGCGAAAUCACACGUGCCUUGUAAGCGGGACCCGGCGUUGCAUUUUGCUCCUAACACUCCCCGCGGCACGUUUUGUUGUGUAUUUUGCUGUGCGAUGGCACAGGGGUCGACGCAGGUGUAUGGAAAUCUGGAUAUCUUUAUGGCGCAUCUGGCGGAACAGCAUUGGGGGGUUGAGAGGGGGACGUUGGCUGUUUUGCCUAGUAUGCGGUGUGUGGUUGGUAGGCUGGCGCCUGAUUCGGAGUAUUUUGAUGUGAAUAUUUUGCCGGCGCGCAGCUGA